AUGUUCCCAAUGCGCUGUAUCCGUCGUCGGUCUAUCGACUUUAUUCUGAAAGUACAACAAGCCGUACAUUAACAUGAAAUUGCUUUGUUUUUCAGGGAGUGAUCAUAACUACAAUAUGUUUGUUCAUUGUUCACAUGACUUCUUCGUUUCCACGCGGAAAUAUCAGCCAGCGAGCACUGAACAAUUUCCCGAACGAGCAGCAACAGAGCCCUGCUAUUAUUCAAAAAAGAGAUAACAAUGUAGACAGUAAUAUCAUAGAAUACACCAAAAAAGAGGUAUUUUUGAGAAAACCUGUUUUGCAAUGUUCGUUCCUCUAUUUUAGAACCCUCUUCUCGGCCAGCAGGAUUCAAAGAAGCAAUCACAUCUUACAGUAAUCCAGGAAGAUGUUCAUUCGAAAACGGAAUCCAGAGAAGUAAGUAUUCACCAACGUCGGUAGUCCUUUGGAGUGAAAAUCCUAAACGGGGGAAUAAUAUUAUUCUCGUUUUAGCCUCGUAAAUUUAUGGUGAUGUCGCUCUAUCUAAACAGUCAUUUUUUCUACAGUAACCUAGAUAUAUUAUUAAACUUAAAUUGUGUAUUUUCAGGGAGGGUUCUACAAAAACAUUUUGAUUCAUUUCGAUCUGAAAGGAGCACCGCCAAAAGUAAACUACUUCGUCGAACUUUUGCGGUUAAUUGCAAAAGGCGGAGCAACAGGAAUUUUAUUGGAAUGGGAAGACAUGUUCCCGUGGACCGGAAAGUUACAACCCUUCAAAAACACUGACGCCUAUUCGGAAGAGGACGUUGAUAUAAUUCUCAGUGAAGCGAAUACUUUGAAGCUUGAUGUAAUUCCAUUAGUGCAAACGUUCGGACAUUUGGAAUGGAUUCUCAAGUACGAGGAGAUGAGAAAGUAUCGCGAGAAUGACGCAUAUCCACAAGUGUUGUGUUUGGGAAACGAACAGGGAGUUGAGUAUGUCAAGGAGAUGAUAAGUCAGGUUGUGAAGAAGCAUUCAAAAUAUGGCAUUCCUUUCUUCCAUAUCGGAGCAGAUGAGGCGUUCGAAGUGAGCAAAUAUUACCCCGUAAAUUAUUAUAGGGGCACCGGACAGAAAGGGCGCGCUGUUAGCAAUCUGGCCGAAUUUCUUGACCGCGAAGUAAUUUUCCACUGAAAACGUGGCUUAACUUUUCAAACUCGCCCCCGAGGUCGCUCAAUUUGCACUGCAAAAAGAGUUUCUCAACAGAGCGCCAUUUCUGUGCGGUGCCCCUAUAAUAAUGGCGAUGUCGCUCUACCGCAAUCCCACGUACAAUCUCGGCCGCGGCGUUUUCUCAUUUAGCACUGAAUUCACGUGGAAAGCAGUAGAACACGGUUGUCAGAUUUCUUCGUCUGCAACAACAUGAUUAACGUUUUAAUUUAACAUUAUUUUAGUUCGGUGUCUGUAAAGAGUCCAUUGAUUGGAUUAAGAAAAACGGAAAUGAUGGCGGAAAACAGCUUCUGGCUUUGGCUCAUCUUAAAAGCAUUGCCGAGUUCACACUUCAAGAAGCUGAACACUCCACUACGUGAGUACACAUUUCUGGAAGCUUAAUAUUGAACAGCAUUUUAGGAUAUUGGCUUGGCAUGACAUGCUGAAAGACUUUGAUACUCGUCUAAUAAAAAACCUCAAUCUGGGAAGUGUUAUACAGCCUGUGGUCUGGGAUUACUCAGAAAAUAUUAUCACACUCAAUGGUAAGUACACACUUUCUAGUCAAUUUAUUGCAAAUUUCGAUUCAGACUACAUUUUUUCGAGUCUGGCGGAUAACUUCCCCACUAUGUGGGCAUCCUCAGCAUACAAAGGCGCCAACUAUCCUUCGGCUGCGUCUUCGGAUAUAAAGCAUUAUGAAACUAACAACAGAAACUGGAUCAAGACAAAACAGGUGAGUAUUUUAGGAGGGUUUGCGUGAUUUUCUACACAUAUUUAAAAAAUGCACAAACUAAUGGUGCCGUGGUCUUAGAAACUUUAGAAACUGUUACUAAACGAACGAUUCAGAAUCAAGAAAAAAAGUUCAAAAAUGGAUUCCAAGGAAUAAUAAUUACGGGAUGGCAAAGAUAUGAUCACUUAGCCGGACUUUGUGAGACUCUCCCAAUCGGAACGGCGUCCAUGAUGCUCCAGAUGCAAAUUGCUUUGAAUGCUCCAUCUUCUGAUCUGGAAACAACAAGAAAACAAGCUGGGAAACUGCUGGGCUGUCAGGGAUUCAAUGUGGACGGUGUGAGAGUGGUUAACAGUAUGUGCACUUACACAGGUUCGCGACUUCGUUUAAUGGACAUCUUGUAAAAUAUCUUACAGGAUUUCAAACGUAUUUCAUCUAUCAGAAUGAAGUUCCGAAUUUGUUCAGUAGAAUAGAAGGAGAUUUAGGAAAGAACCAUCAUCUUAUGGGUUGGGCCAACAGAUACAACAGAAAGUAUAAUAUUUCACAGAACUGGUACGUAUUACCAUGGUCAAGUAAUUUUAGCUCCCCGACAUUACCGUAAUAUUUCUAGGUAUCACCGAGAAAUGCUUCCUUUUGUUCAACAGCUAACAUCUCAGUAUGACAGAGUUGAGAACGAUCUCAGGUGAUUCAAAUUUGAGUUGUUUUUUUAAUUUUUUAAUUUUAUUUUCAGAGCCUCUAUGAAAGAUCUCUUCUUUAGUAACACGAUUGAGGAGUUUUUAUAUGAGAAUCUGGGAGAAAUGUCCGAAAAACUUCAUGGUUAUCUGGAAGAAAUUCAGCGACUCGACAGACUGCGAGCUUGGCCAAAACGCAACUUUCCAGUUAGGAGAAGAGGAGCUUGAGCAUCUCAGGGAACUCGUUAUUAAUCUAGCUUGCUAUAUCGCAUUUAUAACCGACCCUAGAUUGCUAAUUUACUGGGAUUAGAUUGCAAAUUCUUCUAAAUAAACUGAUAAAUUUUCUAAUUAGAUUGACAAAACAAAAUUUGUCUAAUUAGAUUGAUAAAGAUUAACGCUUUCGGUCAAAGUGUUAAUCUAAUUAGAUGAAUUAUGAAUUUUAUUAGAUGAAUUGUGAAUCUAAUAUCAGUUCUUUGUCAAUCUAAUAAGCCAAAUUUUGUUUUGCCAAUCUAAUUAGAAAAUAUAUCAGUCUAGCUAAAAAAAUUUUCAAUUUAAUCGCAGUAAAUUAGAAAUCUAAUUAAGGCCGGUUAUAAACGCGAAUUAGCUAGCUCGAUUAACGGUUUCCCUGAGUUGAAGUUUUUUCCUGUUUAUUUAUUGUUGAUUUCAAUAUUUACUUCUUUCGGGUUAAAUUAUUUAAAAGAAUGCCUUAGACACUGCUCGUGUAAUUUACUCUUGUCGAUAUGAUGAACUUUUUGAUUAUUGGGUUUGUUUUCGAAGAGCGAAUUGCAGCUGUAACUAAUUGACUGCGUACCACGGAGUCGUGGCGGGGUACGCUGGCGCAAGAACAUAACAAGGGACCUUGGCUUUCUAGUCUCAGCUAAACUUGACUUCACCAAGCAUUGGCAAACUAGCAUAAACAAGGCAACAUACAUGAUGUUACAAGUCUUCCAUCAGUACAAUAGCAAAAAUAGCAGGCUCAUGACGCUUUCGUUCAAAAUAUUUGUCCGUCCGAUAGUUAAAUACGGAACACCAGUCACAAGUCCCAUAGAACAAUGCGAUACCAAGACUAUAGAAUCAGUCCAAAACGCAUUCACCAGGCGUCUCUACAGUAGACAAAAACGCUGUUAUUUGAGGGCAGAUGAUAAAGAGUAUAUUAUAGGGGCACCGGACAGAAAGGUGUGUUAGCAAUCUGGCCGAAUUUCUAGACCGCGAAGUAAUUUUCCACUGAAAACGUGGCUUAACUUUUCAAACUCGGCCCCGAGGUUGCUCAAUUUGCACUGCAAAAAGAGUUUCUCAACAGAGCGCCAUUUCUGUGCGGUGCCCCUAUAAUAAAUCUGCUGACUAAAGAAAUGAGUUAUACAAACUGUCCUCACUGGAAUGUAGAAGAAGAAUAACAGACAGAAAGUUAAUUCUGAAUUCAGAAUUUUUCGAAAAUGCUAGCGGGAAAAGUGGGCCUUACCACCUCCGAUUUCUUCACUGUCACUCAUAACAACAAAACACGCGCCAAAACUAUUCGGAUGGACCAAAUGCAAAACCAAACUUCGGCGCCACUUUUUCGUUAAUCGCACCCUACUGAACUUCUCGCAAAAAUUACUGACCUUAUGUUCCAUGUAACUUUCCACCCUCUAAUUCUUGCAUAAUUACCCACCUAUCGCAAUUCCCCUUUUGGCAUCUAUUCUCACGUACUUUGACAGUCGUAAUAAAAUCGACGGCGCAGGUGAUCUUAGGUUCAAUAGGACGAUUAUAAUUUUAAGCACAUGUUAACCUUUUUCGGAAAACAACUGUUCCGAAGUAGAACAUUUUCGUUAAUUUUUUAGAAAUUGGUUUGUUUCGGAACAGUUUUAUAACGGAACAGUCGUAUUCCGAAACAAGUUAAUCUGAAACACGUUCUAUUUCGAAAAUUGUGGACCAAUAGAACUAGUCAGAUUCUCAGAACACUUAGAAAGUUCAUGUGUUCCUUUUUCACUACUCCGUAUAACAACUGUUUCCGCUUUAGAAAUGAAAGUGCGCGGGCAAACCAAGAAAUCAUCAUCAUUAUCAUCAACAUCAUCAUUUUUACAAGAUUUUUUGCAAUUUUCAUUUCUAAAGCGAAAAUACUUGGCAAACAAAACAUUUCAAAACAAAUAAAACUUAAAAUAGUAGAACUGGCUGCCAACUUAUUCAAGUGGCCUAGGUUUUGCAGGUUGUAAAACUUCGAUCGCCAUUUCAUUUUCUUUCCAAUUUUCAGCCUUUUUUCGAAAGAUCCGUCUGUUUUCUCGAAUUUCUAGUCCUAGUAAAUUGUUCAUGUAUUAAAACUAUUCAUAGUUUGAACAUCUUCGUUUCAAAAGUAACGCAGAACUUGCCACUUCUCUUUCUCUUUCGCCUUGUAAAAAUUAUGUUUUCGUCGAUUACUCAACAGGCACUGUUGCGAAUUGUCUGUAUAAUAUAUUGAAAAUUACGGGUCAUAUCGAUCAGUUCAAAGCAAAAAACUCGUGGAAAACUGAUCUCGGACUAUUCCUUUUAAAAACUUUCUUUUCGUCACUCGCGUUUCAUUUCAGUAAUGAUCAAAUCAGAGAGCGACAGUGACGAAGAUGAAUAUGUUCCCGUAGGUCUAUUGAGUGCCGCCGAUCAGGUAAAAUUUCGAAUAGCAUUUUGAAAAAAACGUAUUAAUUUUCCAGAGUUUUGGAAGACGAGAUUACAAAAUUAAUGAAAUUUACGAGUUCUAUAACGUCGAAAAGUUGGAUAAUACGACCAUUGCAAGUGAGUUUUUGUUUCCGGCGAAAUGUGAAAAUUAAGAACUUAUUUUGGAAAAAACAGCAUCUUCCGAUUCGAAGGUGUUCGUCGAUUUGUCAGGACAACAGAGUUCAUUAACCAUGAAUCGACCUCGAACUCGACCACCACAUCCGCAACCUUCGUCUCUUCGAAAAUUUCAGGCGCGGAAGCCUGCUCCAACUCCCGUCAAUCUUUCAGUUUCACUACCUUCAAGUACUCCAUUCAUUCGUACUGCCUUAAAAACUAGCAGAUAUCCGAUUCGUCCACAAGCAGUUCAGUGCAUAGUCUGGUUAUUUUGAAGAACUAAAAUCAAUUAAAGUUUUUUAAAGGUUCCUCCUCCGAUGUAUCGCCCGAUUCCGGUGCCCGUGCUACCCCUGGUUCCACUACCAGCGGCUUCGAUGUUUUAUCAGCAGAGUCCCUCUUUUGCAAUGAUUCAACGUCCUGGUAUGAUGCCUAUGAAGGUUCGUAUUUCUAUUAUUCGACUUUUCAGCUUUUCGCUGCAGUAUCCGGAGCAUUUAUUUUUUCGUUUUCGUGGUGUGAAUGGUUACCUUCCUGUCAACCUUUCAAAAUUUUCCUUUUUUCGAGUGAUAUUCAAAAAACCUCGACCCUAUAAUUACAAUUGCAAGCAGAAAAGUGUGGCUUGCAUGAUCUGUGUUAAUAUAUUAAAAGCCAUCCGGGGAGAAAAUUGAAAAAUAAUUUGACACUGCAGAAAUGCACCUUGACAUUGUUCCGUAUCAGCCCCAAAGCACAGAUUUUCUUUUUCCUCGAUUUUUUCGGCAGAAAGUUGCUGUUCAUCGAUGUUUUCCCUCCGGGCACAUUUUUUAUUCUAGGGACCCUUUCCGUCAUUGGAUAUGCUUCAACUUAAAAAAAACAUAUUACUGUAUAAAGCAGAAAAAUGUUUUUGCCAAGGAAAAACGUCAAGGUACAAUUCUGCAGUGUUUAAUUAUUAUUCAAUUUUCUCCCCGGAUGCCUCCUUUAAAUCAGUUUUCUGAAACUUGCAUAUUUUCUUAACUUGUUUCAGUUGUACACCCAUCAUAUUUUUCCGAAUAUGCACCAGCCGAUGAGAACUGCUUACCCUCCUGGAAUGAUGAUUGUUUCUCCGAGCUCUGUUCCAACAAAGCCUCAACCGAGAGUUCCAAUUGUUGCGCAGCAAAUGGUUAUUGAUAGAAAAUCGUUUUCGGCUCCGCCAGUUUCAACCUUUUGGGUGAGUUCGAUAGAUGUACCACAAAACACAAUGGGUACUGACCCUUCAAACUUGUCGCAUGUCAUUUGUCCAAGCGUUUACAAGCAGAAUUAACCAAUCAGCGAGCUGAAAAUUAAAGGUGCACGCACAAAACACGUUUUCGAAGUUUUUGAUUUUUUCAGUCUGCUACAAAAAAACCAGUGAAACAUAUGUUUAUUGCCAGUUUUUUAAACAACUGAAUAAGCCCACGAGAGUCUAAUUCGAUAUUGCACGCAGGCGUGCGCGUGCAUGAAAAUCGCGCGAUUUCGUUCGAUGAUCAAUGUUAAUACUUGUUCAGCCAACAUCGACACAACCGACACCGGAAGCCAAACCGAAAAUAGCAGCAGAAGUUCGCAAACAGCUGAAGAUAGAAGCAGCCUCAAAAAUGAAAGCUGAAAGAGACGCUCGCAAGGCCGAAAUGAAAGAUAAAAAAAAUGCUGAAAGAGAAGAGUUUAUGCGAUUAAAACGGCAAAAGAAAUAUGGCUCGGACGUAAAUUCAAAAUUUGUGAAUUUCUCGGUAAUCUAAAAUCACUUUUAAAACGGUUUAUCAGAUUUGACAAAAUACCUAUUGCUCCAGCAGAAAUCUGGCAAUCGCGCUCUACCGCUCUCAGCGAAAAUUCAGUUCUAUUAUAGGGGCACCGCACAGAAAUGGCGCUCUGUUGAGAAACUCCUUUUGCAGUGCAAAUUGAGCGACCUCGGGGCCGAGUUUGAAAGUUAGGCCACAUUUUCAGUGGAAAAUAUUUCGCGGCCUAGAAAUUCGGCCAGAUUGCGAACAGCGCGCCCUUUUUGUCCGGCGCCCCUAUAAUUAGGGGGCGCAAAGGAGAGGGCGUGGUCUGACGAAUUUUCUCCCGAUUUCCGCGCGCGCAUGUUUGACGGUCUGUAGUGAGGUCCCCAAAUGACGUACCAUACCCAAAACGGUUUCGCAAAAGCACUAAUUUCACCAUUAGGGCUCACUCGGUAGUCUGGAGGUGUCGGGUUCGAAACUUUUGACCUUGAAAGCAGGGUUUUUCAUAGGAUUGCGGUAGAGCGACAUUUUCAGAGUUCUGUGCUGUGAAUAGUGGCUGUUAUCAUUCGUUUCUGAGAAGUCUCACGCACCCACUCCAGAAAAUCUUCCUGCUUCCCUUCUUGGAUCAGGAUUGAAAUUUUAUGUUUCCCGAUUUUACGGAUUUUUCAGUGAAGAGAGAAUUUUACGAAUCGCCAUAAAAAAUACUGUAACUUUGUUUGUAAAAUUAUUAUUCCGAGAAUUUUAGCACAUCUUUAACAAUUUGCUGAUAUCAUCAGUUUUAACCGAACUCGCUCAUAUGGAAAACUUCCUUUACAGAAAGAUAUGUUUGUGAUUCGUCUCAAAGAUGUCGAUUCAUUCGAUCGAAACAAUGAGAUUUGGAGAGUCGAUAAUCACGUUUUGAUUCAAAAGUUCUGUGGAGUUCCAUCGCUUCGUGCUCCGGCUAGACAGUUUCAGUCUUCGAACAAAUUGUCAGGAUAUGAUUCGCGCGCCUCAUGGCGCUUCUUUAUCAUCAAUCCAGCAAACGUUGAAGUUAAUAAAGAUGGCUCCGAGAUCACAGUCUUCGACUUUCCGGUGAUUAGUGUUCUCCGUGAAGCCAAAAAAUUGGCUGAGCAAAAGGACGAGGAGUUUGUAAGUUGUCCAUUAUUUUUAUGGUGUAUUUAAGGACCGUAUUAGUUGUCAGUGGGAGAGGCGCCUCGAGGCGUGAGCAUUGUUCGCCGAAAAUUUAAUCAUGUUUCGUAAAACUUAAAUACUAGUUAGCACGGAGUCGUGGCGGGGUACACUGGCGCAAGUGCGCUCUACUGAAAUUUUCAAAAAUUUUGCUUUGGCCUAAUGCUUUAAGAUAGGGACGCUACGCAAUCGACCGUCGGCGGAAGUUCAAAUUUUAGUUUUCGAUGUACCCAUGACGACCCCGUGGUUAGUUCUCGGUAGCUCAUCAAAGUGUAUACUAGCGGUCACUAAGUGUAUUUUCUGUUUAGAAAAAAGUGGAGGCCACGGAGCUUGAAGAAAAACAAAGCCAAGUGGAAGCAAGGAAAAAAUCGAAAACAGUGGAAAGAGAGAAGAAGAAAUGUGAAAAAAGGUAUACAACGUUGGGGAAGUCGAAGAGAAUCACAACUCCAACUACUACACAUACUACUAUGAAGUUGAGGAAAAAAACUGUUAAGAAAGUAAUGAGAUUGCAGUCAGCAAAGAAAUACAUACAUUUUUAUAGGAGAAAGAUGAAGGGGUGUGUCGCGAAAUCGUUGAUGGUUUGCUUGAUGCGGUAGACGAUGUCGGAAAUGUGGGGAAUGAAGAAAGCGUUAGCGAAGAAGAGAACGAUCGGUGCAGCUUGAUCACCAUCGUCGCUUCGUCUGAUAGCGAAGAGGACAGAGAAGAAAAUAAUAAUUUCGAUGACGAUGUUUUUGUAAGUAGAAAAUACUGUCAUGAUUGUCUAGUGUACGUAGAUGUACUAUGUUUUCAGACUUUCGAAUUGUACGCAGAGAACGAUGUGCCUGCCGUGGCUCUUGAGCUGACCAUCGACUGA
Molecule: messenger RNA, 9044 nt
Organism: Caenorhabditis sp. 36 PRJEB53466
Lineage: Eukaryota; Metazoa; Nematoda; Chromadorea; Rhabditida; Rhabditidae
Source: the annotation of a GenBank genome assembly